Messenger RNA from Xyrichtys novacula (pearly razorfish), 5806 nucleotides. The record is from the annotation of a GenBank genome assembly. Lineage: Eukaryota; Metazoa; Chordata; Actinopteri; Labriformes; Labridae.
AACGUCAGACGGACGUUUGGAAAAGAAGCGCGAGUUGGUGUGGAAAUAACAACAAACAGCUCUACUCCGAGUUUCUCUUCGCCAACUAAGAAACAGAAGAACGUAAUUUAUAUCAGAAUGUCGUUACUGAAGCCAUUUAGUAAGCUGCCCGGUAUAAACAGCGCGAACAUACUGGUGAGUUUGUGUUUUAUUUGUUCAAACUUUCGAAGAAGACUGGGUUUGGUUUUCACUGAUUUCAAAACAACAGAGGGGCAGUUCAACAACUGCACGGAGCAGGAUAUUAAAUCUACAUUAAAUCUAUAUUUUUAAAUCAACCUGACUUCUUCUGACACAUUGUGGCCACUGAAGCAUAAACACAUGAUCUUCUAGGGUCUGGUUUUCCUUUUUUAUUGUGUCAACGUGUUCUAUUGCAAAAUGUUAUAUCUCCGAUUUGUGCUGACUUUUGUAUUUUUUCUCUUUAGUUGGUGGAGUUUGAGGAGACGUUUCAGCAGAGUUUGGCAGAUGCUCUGGUGGAAGAGACUGCUGUCACUGUAAAUGUGUGAGUAGUGCUGAAGUAAGCAAGCUGUCACAGGACAGAGCACACAGCUAGAAACGCUGCCCACAGAGUUGAGAUGAGAACUAGACUUUUUAUUAUUAUUACCUCUAUUGUUAUUUUUAUUUAUUUUGUAAAUGUAGUUUUUUCAUCAAUGCAACUUCACCAGCUUGUUUUUGAAAUCAGUCAUUUGGUGUUUUGUUAUCAAAUCCCCUUAUUUCAUUGCUUUAUAAUCCAUGAGGGAUUUUUUAAAGAGUUAGUUCAACAGUGAUGCUGCAUUUGCAACCUCCACUGUCAUGCAAGCAAGUAAAUCUCACAUGAAGUAGUUAUUAUAAUGCUGAAAACUCUGUUCUACCAUCUUACUUGGAAAUUAAAGCUAUAGCUAAAUCAUAGAUGUAUUGUGUUGUAUUCACCGGUGUAGAGGGGUAUCAAGUCAUAAUACCAUCUUGAGUUGCCUUGCACAGUGAAAACCUGCAGGUCCAUCUUUGUCUUGUAGAUCUGUAAAUCCAUGAUCUGUGAAUUCCAUUAUACGCUUGGUUCGUAACAUAUAUCAUUCCGCCUAAAAUAAAAAAAACUCAUUGCGCCAACUUAGGAGACUAGCAAAGAGUCUACCACUGCCCAAGGAGAAUGAGGAGAAUCGUCCAAGGAUUGACCUGGUGGUGUUUAUCAUCAACCUGACCACAGAGCUCAGGUAAGCUUCAGAUCUGUGUGUUUUCAUUCUUAGAUUUGUCAGCAUUUAUCUCCCACCUGGGUGCACAAAUGAAAGAGCAUUUUUCUUCUUUAGUUUUAUUUCGCUUGAAUGAAACUCAAUAAUAUUCACUGAUGCACUAUCUGAAAGCAAAAACUUCUUCCCAAAAACAUUUGCCUUGAGCCCAGUGUCACCAGAAUCAACACAACAUGAAAACUCUCCACAUCCUCUUUAAAGGGAUAUUCCAGCGUAAAAUUAAUUUAGGGUCAAACACAACCUUAACAUCUAGUUAGACACCCCCUCGAGAGAUAAAUGUGGUGUUUUGGUUGAGGUUUGUUUAUGGCUCCUCAGACAGCUGUGUAUUGCUAUUGUGCGGUCGUUACUAAAGUUGGUAUAACUAGAGAAGCAAGCGGUUGUCAACAUUCAUCCCUGGAGGGGUUGUCUAACUCAGUGUUGUGGUGUGUUUGACCCUAAAUUAAUUUUACGCCAGAAUAUCCCUUUAACAUUAGUAUAAGUUUCUGCUUCUUUUCUGUUGUUCGAUCUGUUCUCUAUGUUUUUGGGUUAUCUUUACUAUUCAUGGCUGUAAUAAUACAAAAAUAGUUCAGACACACUAAAACAUUGUGGUUUUGUUUUGUUAUAGCUUCCAAUCAGCAGAGGCGUCUCUGAAGUGUUUGGACUCUGGAUUUUUUCUUGGAAAAGUCUGCUUCAUGGUCACUAAUGGUACAGUGCAGACUUCCUCUUCUUUAAAAAUGUUAAAUCCUUAAAAAUAGAACAAAACAGGCUAAAAAAGGGGCAGAUGAAUAUAUAAAUAUGUAUGACCGGCCUCUCACUGUUGGGAAAUGAGCAACAUCCAGCUCAGUGUUCCCAGCUGUCUCCAUCUGACCGGCUGACCUCUUUUGUCAUUUGUCUGUUGUAGCUCGUAAUGCUUCGGUUCCCACAGAGCGCCUGGACUCUGUAAGAAAGCUGGCUGCAUCACUCCACUGCCCCUUACUCUUCGCAGAGGAUCAGGUCUGUAUCAUCUUCGAUUUAAGACUUUGUGAGCAAGAAAUAAAAAGUCUGUAAAUGCUGACAUUAUAAACUCGAGUAGUUCUGCGACAUUGCACAAAGGCAGCUGUCAGAACAGAGUAUCGAGAAAGCUUCAUUCUUGUGCCAAAUGCAGUAUUAGUUAUCAGAGCUGCGAGUUACUUUGCUUCAUUAGCAGUUCAUCUCUGCCACACAUUACGCCUGUUUAAUGUUAGAAAAAGUCAGCACAAUUUAGUUUUUCUGUUUUAGAAAUGACAUUGAUGUGAUUUGAUUAUAAAAAGAAAUCCAUUUUCAUUCAGUCUUUUCAAGUUGUGAACCGCAAGGGCACAUUCAAGUGCAGUUCAAAAAAUGAAAAUAUUGUUGAAAAGUUGUUUUGUUUCCCCAUAAUUUCUUACGUUUGCUAUUUAUUUGAAAUAUUUUGAGGCUUUUUUAUUUUUCUUAAGACAAUUUUGCCUUGAGGUUCAAAAAGUAGAAAUUCAGUACCUCACUUAUUAUUUUCUAAGCCCAAUCAAAUAAGAAAGGUUUGAACUGCAGCAAUAUUCAACUUUGUGAUCUAUUUUUCUUACAUAAGCUCAUAAACCAAUCUUUUAGUAUAUCCACCCGUGAAAUAUGUAAACAUUGUGAUUCAUGUGAUACACAGAAAUAUGUUCAGUAUAAAUCUUACCUUUACUACUGAUGCACUCUGCAAUCCAGGGUUAACUGAAUCGAGUCCAAACCUAAAGCCUGGAAAAACUUUUGUUAUUUGCCUACCUCUCACUGUACACCCACUUUCUUUUGCUAGUUCAUGCUUAUUUGUUUUUUAAUGCAAUGGUACUGAUUAUAAAAUGGCAACAAGGGUAAAAUGUACUUACUAUAAGAGACCUCAUUGACUGGCAGAUAUAAUUUUUAAUGAAAUUUUAACAUUUUAAAUUGAUAUUUUCAAUUGCUUACAGAAUUGUCUUUAACCAUGCAGGGUUUUUGAUAGCAACUUUCAGCUAAUCUGUAUUCACGGGUCAAGUCUUUCUCAUCUUCUUCUGGUUUAAAUGUCCUAAAGAUUCUCUGUGGAGUUUCAGUCAGGCAAGUCGGCAAGCCAAUCAAGCACAGGAGUGUCAUGAUGAGCAAACCAUAAAGUAAUAGUUUUAGUGCUGUGGGCAGGUGCUAAGUCCUGCUGGGAAAGGAAAUCAGUAUUAACAUAAAACUUGUUAAUGGACUUGACAAUCACACUAACACACUCAUAAAAAAACUGCCCUAUGUUAUAGAAUUAUAGCUGGAAAGAGCUUAAAGCAAUGUUACACAAUAAAAAGGUAAAAACGUGCAUUCUAUAUGGUAUGUGAAAUCUUCCUACACAGUCUAGAAUUUGACUUAAGAUCGUAAAUGUUUGUUUUAGCUGAUUUUGGAUCAUUAUGCUGUUGUUGACAUGAAAAUAGAGAAUGUAUUUCUCCAGAGUGUCUCAUUUAAAGUGAUUCCUGUGUGAUAUUUCCCCACAGACACCGGCAGGUGUGACUAAUGCUGCAGAGAGGCUCCUGACCAUCCUUAAGGUGACGGCAGGCCUUGUUCCCAUGACGACCGCUCUCUACCUGUCCAACCUGACUCGCUGCACUGUUCCCCCAGACAUCGACCAGCCGACCUUUGACUAAUUCGUGUGGCUGUUUCUUGGGACUUUAUAUAUUUAUUGUUGGUCCAUAAAAAUUGGCUCUCCAACCUGUUCGCACUUCACUUGUUUCCUGUCUGAGUAUAUAUAAAUAUUUGUGGUUCUGCUUUUUCUACCUUCUCCCUCCACAAAUGUCAUGUUUCAAAGUUCUAAUUGGUCUUUAAAGCAGGUUUAGUUGUACCUCUUAUAGCAGAGAAGAAGACCUCAUGAAUGGUUACAAUGAGGAGAUUAAUUAACAACUUUUUGUGCUGAGAUGUAAAGAGCAAUGCCGGCCUUUUCCACACACAAUCCAGCACGUCAAAGCAGGAGCAGAUGUAUUAAUAAUACAUUUGAAUUGAAUAUUCCCUCAGAGGAUGAUGGUCAUCAUUGCACUGUCAUAUCUACUGGGAAACUAUAAAGCAGAGGUAUCGUACGACCAGAUGAAAUGAUCCUAAGAACAUUUCAACACUUUCUCUGCUGCAGGGGAUUUUAAACAGUGCAGUGACCUUUGACGCAAACUUUAAGCAACAGUUACUUGUGGAUUUGCUUAAAGAUUAAUUUUACAUGAUUAUUGUUUUAUUAAAGAAUUAACCUCACCCACAAAUGCCCACUCUUCAGACCUAUGAUACACCCAUAACAGUGAUUUUGAUGAGGAUUUAGGCAAGUUCAUCUCUUUGCAUGUUCACUGCUACCAGUGGAGUCUGGUUUGAUGUCAAGCACAGCUCUGCCAACUUCAACCUAAAAAGGCAAGUUUGUUUGUAAAGCACCAUUCAUGGCGAUUCAAAGUACAGAUGCAAGGAAAUAUAUUGUAAAUGGAAAAAAAGGAGUUUAAAAUGAUAGAAAAUCAAAAAGACAAACAGUUUCUUUUUUCAUCUAUUCCAUGUUUAUCCUUACUAUUUGUGAUAAUAAAUAAUUAGCCCAAGUCUCCAAGACUUGACAGGUCCCCAAGACCUCAGUGUACAGUGGGUCACUGACCCGGAGCCCCCCAGCUCUCUACCUGUCCUUCCCAUUUCAUUAGUUUGGUCCCAGUUUGGUUUUAUUCCCCUGAGAAACAUGGAACAGAGGAAGCAUUUGUCAACUUAAAAUCAAUAAAAUAUUGAAAUGUAAGUUAAAAUCAUUAAAACUGUUAAAAAUGACAGAACAGCAAAUAUCAAAGUAAAAGGAAUUCACACUAGGAAAUAGUAAAGUUGCAGUAAACAUUCAUGUUUUCAGUCCUGAUUUCACAUGUUCUUUCUUUUAUUCAUGUCAUUCAUUACUCUACAGGAAAACUAAUGAUAACUGAAAUUUUUAAGUUAUUUCACACUUAUCAAUUCUCUGCAGAGUAUCUGUCAACCCUAUUUGAACUUGAGGCUCAUGAUACCAAAAUCCACGAUACACGUGUCGGCACGUUUCAAUUGUCAGGCUCCAAAGGGGGAGGGGUGUCCCAAGAGAGGCUUCAUGCCUGGUGUCACGUCUGCAAGCACAAACAAACACUAUUAUUAGUUCAUCAUGGCAAUUAUCCAUCGAAUUAGUUCACAGGAGAGUGGCAGCUCUGACAUGAAGUCACACCAUGACUUAGUAAGAAGGGGUCACUGUAGGUCUGACUUAAGUACGCAGAGAAACUCUUAAUUCUUUAACAUUCAAGUCACUAACAGAAACUCUUGGCCGGGCACUUAACUGAGCACAGUACUAGUCUCCUUACACAAGAAGAUGGCCGAUGUGUUACUGGAGUGUCAUCUUAUGGAUCACACUUGCAUAUUGCGCUGUCAUUUAUUCAUCUCUAUAGGUCAAAGAAAUCUGCAUUGUUCACUGAACGUUUAUGAAACAAUGAAUGUCUUAAUUUCAUUUUAAUAGAUACACAUAGAUAUGUGUGGUGUGUUUAAGUGCUUUUUUGUUCUCUUUGGUUCUUUAUGUUUGUCAUGUGUGGUCACUUAACACAAAGGGGAUAAAAUAUAUCUGCAUUGUUGCUCUCAUA